Messenger RNA from Coffea eugenioides, 1995 nucleotides. Its product is annotated as cysteine-rich receptor-like protein kinase 10. Gene Ontology annotation, biological process: protein phosphorylation. The transcript has 7 exons. Gene Ontology annotation, molecular function: ATP binding; protein kinase activity. Bases 1 to 1995 code for a protein of 664 amino acids. NCBI's taxonomy places the organism in Eukaryota, Viridiplantae, Streptophyta, Magnoliopsida, Gentianales, Rubiaceae. The record is from RefSeq and is a predicted model, not a curated record.
AUGAUGAGCAAGCACAAUUUCUUGAUCAAUAAAGUAGUACAAUCAUGUCUUUUGUUGUGGUGCUGCGGCAGCUUGCGCACACAUGCGGCUGCGGCGGAUGGCCCUAGCAGUCUAAUUCGCGGCUGCCAAGGUACCAAUCUCUCGGACGUCAACCCCUAUCGACAAAACCUCAACCAGUUCCUAGUUUCAGCCGCUGCUGCUUCUCGCACCCAGGACUUCAAUACCUCGGCCACCGGCAGUGACCCAUCUGAUACAGUCUACGGCUUAUUCAUGUGCCGGGGUGAUGUCAGCAGCGAUGUCUGCGCCAACUGUGUCUCGACGGCUUCCACGGAUUUCCUUAAUUAUUGCAGUCAGAUGGUUGGGUAUGGUUGGUACGAUAACUGCCUCUUACGUUACUCGAACCAAUCAUUCUUCUCUGUUUUCUCCCAAGCGGAUGCUGCCGUGGCUUCCUGUGCGUGGAACACGAUGAAUGUUAGUUCUGACGAGGCCGACAAGUUCAACCAGGUUUUGGGAAGUAGCAUAAAUGAGGUUGCGGAUGGAGCUGCCAAUGAUACUCGACCCCUGCAGAAAUUUGCUGUCCGACUCGGGGGAGCCGAGUUUUCGAGCUCCAACAGUGUGUACCCGCUAGCCCAGUGCAUACCUGAACUUUCCGGGACAGACUGCAGGAGAUGCCUGAGUGAUGCUAUUUCGCUGCUGCCCAGAUGCUGCGCCAAUAGCCGAGGAUGUAGAGUUGCCUUUCCUAGCUGCAUGAUUUGGUAUGAGCUCUUCCAGUUUUACAACAUUGCAUCCCCAUCAAGUGGUAAAGGCAAAAAAGGAAUAUCAAAACAAGCAGCUAUUGGAAUUGCUUUUUCAACCAUUUUCUGUGUGUUGCUGUUUGUGGUGCUCGCUGUUUUCCUCCUCAAGAGAAGAUCAAGAAAGCGACGUGAUGCCGAAAUACAAGAGGCAUAUGACGGAGAUGAAAGCUUACAAAUUGAUCCCGAAUCACUGCAGUACAGUUUAAGUGCAAUUCGAAUUGCCACAGACGAUUUUUCAGUUGAUAACAAAAUCGGCCAAGGUGGAUUUGGUCCUGUGUACAAGGGUAAACUACCAGAUGGACAAGACAUAGCUGUGAAGAGACUAUCUAGAAGAUCAGGGCAAGGUGCACAAGAAUUUAAAAACGAAAUUGCAGUAGUUGCCAAGCUUCAGCAUAGAAAUCUGGUUCGACUUCUGGGAUUUUGCUUGGAAGCAGGGGAAAAGUUACUCAUCUACGAAUUUGUUCCAAAUAAAAGCCUUGACUACUUCCUAUUUGAUCCAGAAAAGCAACAAUUGUUGGACUGGUCAAAACGUUACAAGAUCAUUACAGGAAUAGCAAGAGGACUUCUUUAUCUUCAUGAAGAUUCACGUCUUAGAAUUGUUCAUCGUGACCUUAAAGCUGGCAAUAUAUUACUAGAUGAAAGGAUGAAUCCAAAGAUAGCAGAUUUUGGCAUGGCAAAAAUUUGUGGAGUCGAUGAAUUUGAAGGAAACACAAAUAGAAUCGCCGGGACGAUUGGUUACAUGGCUCCUGAAUACACUACGACCGGGCAGUUCUCGGUCAAGUCAGAUGUUUUUAGUUUUGGGGUCGUAAUUUUGGAAAUUAUUGCUGGCAAGAAGAACAGCAGCUUCUACCUAUCAGAGGAUUCUCGAGACCUUUUGAGCUAUGCUUGGGAACAAUGGAGACAUGGCACGCCAUUGGCCAUGUUGGAUCCAACAAUUGUAGACUCUUGUGUCGAAAUUGAGGUCCUAAAAUGCAUCCAAAUUGGAUUGCUAUGCGUUGAAGAAGGUGCUGAUAGAAGACCUAUGAUGUCUUCCGUGGUUUACAUGCUCAGUGGCGACUCUGUUACCCUUCCUGAUCCGCAUCUUCCACUAAUUUCCCGGCGUGAAAGAACAGAGAGCAUUCCUGAAGAGCUAGAAUCAGAUCGAUCUGAUACCAAGUUUUUGUUUGGCUCCAUGACUGAUUCAUCAUCAUCUGCAGUUUAG